Dendroctonus ponderosae (mountain pine beetle) is the source of this 1161-nucleotide messenger RNA. RefSeq names its product zinc finger matrin-type protein 2-like. Gene Ontology annotation, cellular component: U4/U6 x U5 tri-snRNP complex; spliceosomal complex. NCBI's taxonomy places the organism in Eukaryota, Metazoa, Arthropoda, Insecta, Coleoptera, Curculionidae. The record is from RefSeq and is a predicted model, not a curated record. Bases 214 to 822 code for a protein of 202 amino acids. Gene Ontology annotation, molecular function: nucleic acid binding; zinc ion binding. The transcript is spliced from 2 exons. Gene Ontology annotation, biological process: mRNA splicing, via spliceosome.
ACGGCAACGUUGGACUAUCCUUUGUUUAGCCGCUUCUCCGUCAACCGUCACUUGUCUUGUUCUAUGAGCGUCAAUCGUCCGCCAUUUGCAGUCAGAUCUCUUAUUCUAUGAGAUACAUGCUUUUAAUGAGCACUAAUAGUCGCAGUGAUCAAAUAUUAACAAGUUUUUAGUGUAUUUGAAGUUGAGGAAAUCAAAGAAGAAUUUGAAUUAAUCAUGUCGAUGCGGCCAGAUGACCAUAGAAGGAAGUGGGAUCGCGAGGAGUACGAAAAACUCGCAGAAGACAGGAAGAGGGCAGAGCAAGAGCUGAAAGACGAUGUGGACAACAAGAAAAAGGGCCCCCCUGUUAAAAGAGAGUUUCUCAAAAUUCGGGAGUAUAAAGUGGACUUGGACUCCAAAUUGGGCAAAAGCAUUGUUAUAAGUAAAAACACCCCCACAUCCCAAUCGGGAGGUUACUACUGCAAUGUCUGCGAUUGCGUGGUCAAAGACUCGAUCAACUUCCUGGACCACAUUAAUGGAAAGAAACAUCAGAGGAACUUGGGGAUGUCCAUGAAAGUGGAGCGCAGCUCCUUGGACUCUGUCAAGCAGCGCUUUGAGCUGAACAAGAAGAAGAUGCAAGAGAAGAAAAAGGACUAUGACUUGCAGACUCGGCUGACUGAGAUUGCCGAAGAAGAGGAGAAGCUCCGGGAGUACAGGAGGGAGAAACGGAAGGAGAAGCGAAAGACCGAGGAAAUGAAGGACGACUUGGACGUGCCCAACGAACUGGCCAGUAUCAUGGGAUUUUCUGGAUUCGGCUGUUCGAAAAAAUCCAAGAUAACAUCCUAAUUUUGUUAUUAUUAUGCUUUAAAUGUGUAUAUAGGUUAGGCUGCGAAAAAUCAUAGAUAUGUAUAUGGAUUUUCCUUGCAAUUGCACCCUGUUAUCGGAUCUAAAUGUGUAUAUAGGUUAGGCUGAGAUAGAUAAAGCUGGGUUCUUAUGAGUCUGGAAUGCGGAAAGCCUUCCGACCAAUCAGAAGUUUGCAGGAUGUGUUCGCUCCGCCCAUCCGCAGGUGUUUCCAAAUUUUAAAAUUUUUCGCGCGCGCACUUUCCGCAUUCUGCUUCCUCAUAGCAUUCCGGACCAAUGAGAACCAAGCUUUAUAGAAAUGUAUAUAAAGUUCUCUUGUAAUUA